Anguilla anguilla (European eel) is the source of this 2503-nucleotide messenger RNA. Its product is annotated as translation initiation factor IF-2. Gene Ontology annotation, molecular function: metal ion binding. The record is from RefSeq and is a predicted model, not a curated record. NCBI's taxonomy places the organism in Eukaryota, Metazoa, Chordata, Actinopteri, Anguilliformes, Anguillidae. The coding region runs from base 180 to 1046 and encodes 288 amino acids. The transcript has 2 exons.
UAUGCGCCAUUUUGGCUCCAAAAUUGUAUCCGUGCAGAGCAAAUUAAGCGUAUUUUACCAUAUGACCAACAGUAGCCGGACAGUUUUCCCCGUGCCAUUUAGGGUCCCUUUAAAACAUUUGUACCUAUUGCACACAACAAGCGUCAAGGAGAAGGAUAAGAGCCAACCGUCUCCUUUUCAUGAUGUCGGCUAACAGAAGUUCUCUGGUUGGAUAUGGUCUCUCUUCCGAUUCCGACAGCGAUGCAGAGGGAGACGAAGCCAACAUUAAAGAAAUGUCAGAGGAUGGAGCUGGAGAUGGGAGCGGAAGGGGAGGAGCAGAGGAGAGCAAGGGCAGGAAUUUGUUGCUGGAGUCGGCAUCUGGGUCGAGUGAGUCGGACUCCGAGCCCGAGCAAGGAGAACAAGACGUCCCGAGGACUCCAGCGGCAGAACCCGCGCCUCGCGUCGCCGCCACGGCGCCCGCCGCCGCGCCCCCCGACCCCCGUACCCUCAAGCUGCCCCCGCCUCCGCUCGGCGCCCCGGGGCUGCCCGCCGCCGGGCUCCCGUCCGGCAGCAGCGUGUUCGCCAACCCCUUCCGCCAGCGGGCGGAGGAGCACCUGAACGUGCUGCGGAAGCACGUCCCGCUCACCCUGGAGCCGCGCCCCUCCCAGAUCGGCGGCCGCAAGAUGUGCAUCUCCUACCGGCGGGACGGGCGCUGCCGCUUCGGGAUCGGCUGCAAGUUCGCCCACGACAGCGACCUGCAGACCGCCGCCCCCCCCGUCGCCGAGGGGCGGGGCCCCGGCGCGGACCACCACCACGACAUCGCUGGCGGUGGCGGCGGUGGCGGCAACCAGCGCGGCGACCCGGCCGCCUCACACGCGACCCCAGACCGUCGCCGUGACCGCAACGCGCCCUUCCCCUCCCAACCCCAUCCGGAUCAGGAUACUGACCCCGAGGGGGGGCCGGGGAGGAAGAGGAGGGUGGGACUGAGCAACACCCUCGUCCCCCCGAAACGGGCGCUGAAACAGUACGCCACACAGAGAGAGAGGGAAAGAGUCACUCCCUCCUGAGAAACACUGUAUGUCGGAGUUAAACAUAAUAUUUAAUGUAUUUUUCUCAGGAAACCCACAAGCAUGUAUUCAGUAGAGACCCUGAAACGGGGUCAUUUGAGCUCACAAAAGCACGCUUCUGAAGGGCCCUAAGGCUUGUGCAGAAGACAUGGCUAAAGCAGAGAGAGGUCAGGUGGGAGGGGGAGUAGACCCAGAAACGAGAGACUUUAUGCCUCCCGGCGGUGGGAGAAGUGCUAAGCGGGAGAUUCCAUUUGUAGUGCAUUUUUUGCAUUCACCUCUUGUGCUGCUGUCCUGGGUUCACGGUGCAGCGUACACACACUUGACCUGUCUGAGUGUAGGCCGUGGUAUGUCCUCAAAGACGUGAAGUCGGAGUCAGAGACAUUAGCAUGUUCAGCGGCUGCUGAACUGUAUUUAACCCUGCAAUGGCUGUUCCUUAUCCCGUUCGGCUCUGUAGCCUAAAGCCCAAGUAUUAAAAGCUUCUAAGAUCUUUACAGUUGGCCCCGAUUAUCUUCAGCUUUCCGGUGGCAACUGAGGGAAACCUCAGAACUAUGUUAUUACCCCAUGAAUGUAUAUGGGGUAAUUUCAGAUACAGGAACCCAGGCCUGUAACCUGAUUUCAUUGAGUUUCUGCCAUUUAUGUUCAGGCACACACAUGCUCAUUAGGAUAAUCUUGUCAGCCUGAAGUCAAAAGUUGACAAAGUGACAAUAAAAUUCUGUACAAAAUGUCCCAGAUAAUUACAUGUUGUUCACUGUAGGUUCUACAGGCUAUUCUCCAAAGAUUAUAUCAACACCCCAUGAAUGUAUAUGGGGUAAUUUCAGAUACAGGAACCCAGGCCUGUAACCUGAUUUCAUUGAGUUUCUGCCAUUUAUGUUCAGGCACACACAUGCUCAUUAGGAUAAUCUUGUCAGCCUGAAGUCAAAAGUUGACAAAGUGACAAUAAAAUUCUGUACAAAAUGUCCCAGAUAAUUACAUGUUGUUCACUGUAGGUUCUACAGGCUAUUCUCCAAAGAUUAUAUCAACACCGUACGUAGACGUUUGACAUUUAAGAACUCCUGAGUGGACAGACUUAUGCUUUCCAUUGUGAUUCCUAAAAUCAAGUCAUAUGCACUGUGACUUGACCACUGUGCAUAUAAUAUGCAUGAGCACUCCACCUGGUGCAGUGCAUACACUGGUGGGUGGGGCAGUGCACUUCAUAGGUGUGUCAGCUAACUCAACCUCAUGGAUCAGCAUGCCUCACGUGACUCUUGGACACCAUGGUUUUCCCCCUGUACCCCUCACCUCUAAUUUGAGAGCUUAUAAAAAUGGGGAUCUCUCCGCGGGUAUCAAACUCUGCAACUUCCGUAUCGUAGCAUUCGAUUAUAUAACAUCUAUGCUAGUUCUAACAUGAUUUUAAAACAGUUUUUUGGCGUUCACAUCUGUUGUACGGAAAUAAGAACAAUGAGUUGUUCACAUAACUC